This is a messenger RNA of Archocentrus centrarchus (flier cichlid), 880 nucleotides long. It is a transcript of the gene polr2h, whose product is annotated as RNA polymerase II, I and III subunit H. The coding region runs from base 207 to 659 and encodes 150 amino acids. Gene Ontology annotation, cellular component: RNA polymerase III complex; RNA polymerase II, core complex; RNA polymerase I complex. The transcript is spliced from 6 exons. Lineage: Eukaryota; Metazoa; Chordata; Actinopteri; Cichliformes; Cichlidae. Gene Ontology annotation, biological process: DNA-templated transcription. The record is from RefSeq and is a predicted model, not a curated record.
GUGUCAAAGGUUGCGCACAUUGUUCCUGCGCGGUACAGUCGGAUUGCGAUAAUAAUGAAUGAAAUUGUGUCCAAAUAAGACGUCUAGCGUAUCAAUUCAAUACUUUCGCUGUUGCAAAGUGAAAACCUGAGUGACCGAGACGCUGCUGUGUUUUCAUAAUAACAUCAAAACGUUUUCUUAUUUGAGGCUAACAGACUUGGAGCGAGAUGGCUGGAAUUCUAUUUGAGGAUAUUUUUGAUGUAAAAGAUAUUGAUCCAGAUGGCAAGAAGUUUGACAGAGUGUCUCGUCUGCACUGUGAAAGUGAAUCUUUCAAGAUGGACCUCAUCUUGGAUGUGAACAUUCAGAUCUAUCCCGUUGAUCUUGGUGACAAGUUUAGACUGGUUAUUGCCAGCACGUUAUAUGAAGAUGGAACGCCAGAUGAUGGAGAAUACAAUCCUCAGGAUGACAGACCGUCUAGAGCAGACCAGUUUGAUUACGUGAUGUACGGGAAAGUUUACAAGAUUGAGGGCGAUGAAACUUCAACAGAAGCUGCCACACGUCUCUCUGCUUAUGUGUCUUAUGGAGGCCUCCUCAUGAGGCUGCAGGGAGAUGCCAACAAUCUUCAUGGCUUUGAAGUGGACUCCAGGGUCUACCUCCUCAUGAAGAAGCUGGCCUUCUAAAAUGCACCCUUGAUCAACCACCCACGGUGCCACAGUCAACCUUAAAGUUAUACUGAACGGAAAACAUGCAAGUCUGGAGCAUCUACAAGGAGGCUGCAAAAAACAUUUUCUUUCUUAAAAUUUUCUUGAGUCUCGUUCCUCCAACAAAAUGGACUAAAGACUAAACACUGGCACAUAAGAACUGCUGCAGCCUCUGUCUGCUGACAAACUGUAAAUAAAGA